UCAGCCAAUGGGUGCGCGCGCGGCGUCAGUCGGCACACCGCCCGGGCGGGCGCCACACGACCGGAAUCUGCGCAAGCGACAGGCGACGCGAACAAAUAUAUUUUCAGUGAAAUAAAAAACGCGAAUCCGCCAACGACCCCCGCAAUACGCACGCGCAAGAUUCUGUGAAACCAAUACGAGCUUAUACGAGUCCGAGUGCAUAUCGUCUGACGGCGCACAACGAAAGAGCGAUAAAGGGUCGAAGGGCCCUCCAACGAAACGAAUCGAGCAAGGCCCCUGUCCCUCGGAAAUAAAAUCGCUCUGUCUCUGUCAGGCUAGCUCCUGCACCGCUCUAAGUCGUUUCAAACGAAUCUCGAAAUUGCCCCCUUUCAGUGGCCACGACUGGGGGCCUUAGUGUAUAUGAGGAUAGAUCUCUAUUGUGACGUCACAAUCAUUGUGAUAAACCUAGCUUCGCUUAGUGUACACGCGCACUUGUACAUUGCCCGUAUAUUUUUUUUAAUUUUAUACACAUAUUUGUACAUAUUCAAACUAUCGACAUUUGUAACUAUUAAACUAGUCAUUCAUCUAGUGUAUUUAUUUAUAAUCGGAUAUAGAUAUAUUGAAUUGUAUAGGGUUAUUCUAAAAGGAAUCUAGCGAUCACCCAAAGAUAUAUAAACCGUCCAGUCGCACAUAUAUCAGAAUGCAGGCUCAAAUGGGUGUGGGGAGUGAGCUUCAGAGGAGCUACAGGAUGCAGGACUUCGCCAGCCCCGGAGUUAUCAUGAGAGAGAGGAGCUUUAUCAGGCCGCAGUCGCACCACAACAUGCAUCAUAACCAGUUUCCGAACAAUGGGAAACGGCGGAGUAUGAUCCUGACGAACGCCAAGGGUAAACCGACUCUCGAAAUCUAUAGACCGCCAGGUGUCCGCACAGACGGCGUGGCGACCACGGCGGCCACGACGCCCACCACGCCCACGGCUGGGAACAAGCUGAACGUGCACGCAAAGGAGUUCACUAUGGCCAAGCCGACAGACCUUCAUAAUAGGUCGUCUGUAGGCCUGGGGUACACGAGUGUGGGUCUGCAGCACUCGCGGUCGGUGGUGCUGCACGCGCAGGUGCCGCCACACUUCAGACCGGUGAUGCCGCCGCACGCGUUACUCACGAGCGCCUCUAGCGGCAAUGUGCCGCACGCCAACUCGGGCCCUCGGGUUCAUUUUAAACUCCAGCCGCAGCAGAUCAUUCAGGAGAAGAAGAAGUCACCGCCGUCCUCGCUGUCGAACGGCAACGGGAAGAGCAUCAGGCCGCAGUCGUUCACGCCGGGGCUGAAGCGCUCCAAGUCUCUGACCACGGCUGACACGCUGGCCAGUGGCAUGGCAGCUCUGGGCCUGGCCGCUGACGCCGGGGACCUUGGCAACUUCCCCCCCGAGAUCCAGGAAUGCAUUGACAAGGCACUGGAAGACCCGAACGCCGUGUGCGCUCGUACUCUGAUGGAUGCCGUGGGUCACCUGAUCUCCCGCGCGGUGGAGUCUCCGCGGUACGCGCUACCAGCAGCUCGGCGAUGUAUCGCGGUAGUGGAGAGAGAAAACACGGAGACGUUCCUCGAGUCUCUGUUGAACACGUGCCAGCAGUGGUACCACGACAGGGAUAAGUUGCUGGGUGCUGUGGUGAGCGGCGGCCGUCCUCGUCUGAUGGCCUUCCUGUCGUUCUUGCUGGAGAUGUACUGCCAAUUGCGGCGGCGGGCCAUCCAGCGCCGCGGACACAGCGCGCCGGGACACGUGCUGCUCGCGCUCAUCUGCAAGUGCUGUGAGGACUGCAUCCGACAACCGGUGCCUUCACCCAGCGACACGGAGAAUCUGUUCUUUGUCCUGACGUACAUUGGCCGGGAUCUCGAAACGCAGCUGCCAGGUGACCUGGAGCGCCUGCUGUCGGCCGUCCGUGACGCGUUCAUCAACACGGCCGCCGCCCCCUCCAUACGACGCACUCUACUCCAGCUGAUCGAGCUCCACGCGUCUCGCUGGCAGCUGCCCGGCUGUGCGGUGCUCUACUACUACCCCUCCUCCAAGUAGACGGAACACUCAUGUAACAUAUAUUCAUAGUAUAUAGGACUGAUGUAGAGUCUAUGUAUAGCGUUUGAGACGGGUAGAGUGUACGGCGUCGCCAGUAUUAUGAAGCUGCGGAGGCGAUCACGUGACUGUCGUUAGACGGAGGGAUUAAUGUACAUAUUAAUCUAACAGAGGCCGCGGAGAGUCGAGGGCGAUCCUCGUCUCGUCUCGGUCUCGUGGACCAUGUCGAUGGUAUCGUUGAAUGCUGCGGUGGUUCAAGUUGGCGUUGUAUUGGAAAAGUUUUAUCAUAAAUUAGUUUGUGCGUUUAUUGUAUAGAGAAAAGUGCGUAGAAUGAUUAUUCAAUUUUAAUAUACGAGCCGUUUAUAUGGCGUGUAGUCCACGUGCUAAUAAUAUAAUGAAUUAAUAUACAGGAUGUAGCUAACGAAGUAGUCCAGUAGUGAUGAAAUGACGGUAGGUCGCGUAACUUUGAUAUGAUACUAACAAUUGUAUGAAUAAUUGUUAUUAAUAGCAUUGUAUUAUUUAUAUACACGUUAGUGGGAAGCAAGAGCUUUUUAAUUUUGGUUUAAUUAAUAAGAGCAUCUGUUCACCUUAUUAUAAGGAUGUAUCUUUAUUAGUAAGUCGUCUAUAAACGUGUCGGAUGUAAGGUCAUGAAAUAUUACUUUGUUUCAAUGACUGCAUAAUGUUUACAUAGUGACACGUUUAUAUGUGUAUACAAUACAUGUACUGGACGUUUGUAUUUGUUGUGGAGACAAUAUUAAUAUACACUAAUGAUAUCUUCGUCCGCUCAUCGGAAUGUGUGAAACGCUGUCGCUAUGUCUAUGUCGUAUCUGUAAGUUCCUGAACUGUUAUUGUAUUGUAGUUUAUUCUGUUACGAACAAGGAGGAGGGUAAGUAUAUAUACCAUAAAUGUCUGAGUGUAUUUUGUUUAUCUUUGAAGUUAGUUAAAGCAUUUUAAUUGGAUGUUUGGUAUCGUUUGAAUAUUUGUGAUCUGUUGUCAUUAAUUUGUUUCACGGCUUACGUAAUUAGGCAUUAGCCAUAAGCUCAUUACACUGUGCCUUAAUAUACAGGCUUUUAUAUUAAAAACAUAUUCGGCUAUUUUAUACAAAGAUUUAUUAUGAAUAAAUUGUAAAUGGUAUACAAGAUUAGUUUUAAUGUUGAAUAAUAAUAAGAGAUAUAUACCUAGAAGUAUUAAAAUGUUUAGUGACAAACUAACUAUGUACCUUACUGUACGGUGAUCGCAUAGUACUCGGUUCAAUGGCCCUUUGUCUGCUGCUCCUUCACUUAAUAAUACUAUGUCGGUCUAUAGCCUGUUAGUUUAAAACUAACUAACUAACAUAUUAAACUCUCAAUAGUCGCAUAAUGUAAUAAGUUUGACUGAGAUUGUGCUGGAGAUAUGCUUGUGAUAUAAUAAAUGUAAGGUGGUGCAUCUUUGUCUUAACCAAAGACUGGGUUCUGUAGAUGCUUUCUGAAUUACUGUUGAAGAUGGACCAAAUUCUCGUUUGUUUUCGUUUCUGGUAAGUGAUGAAUAAUAUAUUUUUAGCUAUAUAACCUUAUUUCAUUAAUGUUAGCUGUGUGUGCGAUCGAUGCGUCCACACAAUAAAUAACGAACUAAUUAUAAUGUUAAGAGCUAUGUUGUAUGUUACUGAGCAGACCCUGAACUGUAUCAUUACUGCAUUCAUAAACAUUAGGUUAUAUUUACGUUUUUAUAAAAGAGAAAAUGCAAAAAAAAGUGGUGCUAACAAAUGAAUUGGUGUAUUAUAUUUAUUUUAUAUUAAUUGGAUACGGGCAAUAACGUUAUUCUCGUAACAGCUGUAUUUCUGUACUAUGCAAAAAUAAUAAAAAAUAAAUUAAAUACAAAAAA
This is a messenger RNA of Danaus plexippus (monarch butterfly), 3898 nucleotides long. RefSeq names its product CBP80/20-dependent translation initiation factor. Bases 680 to 2041 code for a protein of 453 amino acids. Gene Ontology annotation, cellular component: cytosol. The transcript has 10 exons. Gene Ontology annotation, molecular function: translation activator activity; protein binding; RNA binding. Lineage: Eukaryota; Metazoa; Arthropoda; Insecta; Lepidoptera; Nymphalidae. Gene Ontology annotation, biological process: regulation of translational initiation. The record is from RefSeq and is a predicted model, not a curated record.